Messenger RNA from Kockovaella imperatae, 2645 nucleotides. RefSeq lists its product as hypothetical. Bases 198 to 2546 code for a protein of 782 amino acids. The transcript has 18 exons. The record is from RefSeq and is a predicted model, not a curated record. Lineage: Eukaryota; Fungi; Basidiomycota; Tremellomycetes; Tremellales; Cuniculitremaceae. Gene Ontology annotation, molecular function: DNA-binding transcription factor activity, RNA polymerase II-specific; zinc ion binding. Gene Ontology annotation, cellular component: nucleus.
ACACAUAUGGCUUGAUCGUUCGCCCACGCAGAAGCAGUCUCGGGAAUGCAUUUUUGUUCAUGCUCACGAGAUGACUUCUCAUGCCCACUGCCGCGGUAUAUGCCCGAACAGCAAAAUGAGCCGCGAGCCGACCGGGAAAUCGGCAACCAGAUAGGAGAGUAUACAACAGGGUCUAUCUAUCCACCGUCAGAUGCGGAAUGAGCACGACAGUCAGGUCGAACAAGACCACAAGACGUCAGAAUGUUGUUUGCGACAGUUGCAAGCUACGAAGGAUCAAAUGCGAUCUCCUGGCGCUGGCGGAAAGACUGACCGGUUCCAGCUCGUUAGAAACGCCUCUACACGUCACGGUAGAGCAAAUACCUCGACUAUCAUGCUCGAAUUGCAGAGGGAAGAACCUCCGAUGCACCAAGACGGCCAUCAUCGCUUCGGCCAAUACUGCGACUGGAGGGAGAUCCAUCUUGGAAGCUAGGCAGAGAUUUGGCGAUGCUACGGGAUCCGUUUCAGGUCCAGGCGAGACGACGGCGACGACGACGACGACGAAGACAGUCCAUUCUACGGGCCCGACCUCGACAGAGUCGAUUCCCUCAUCCUCCCGUGCUUCGGGUUCUAUGCCAACUCGCUGGUCCCCGGAAACAAUAAUAAUGGACUCCAGUGCGAAUUCUACGUCAUCUUCGUCCGCAGCGAUGACAGAGAACAUCAAGGCGCAAUCUCAAGAACAGCCAACGGACUUGACGGAACUCGUCAGGCAUCUCGUCCCAACCUUUGAUAUUGAAGACCCUACUUCAUCCGUCGACACCUCUUCCGCAGACUUCGAUUCCUUGCGUCAGAGUCCAUCUGCAGCUCCCAGCCAUCAUUCCUCACAAAGCCUUAAUGAGCUCGCCUUGUCUCUACAACACAGACUAGGCGAGUCGGUCGUAGCCUACACAUUCAGUCAACAUAUGAUCUUGACCUACUUCUCCCAUCUCCACGCCUUUGCUCCAAUCUUCGAUGCUCGGGCCUUUCAAGCUGAAUGGCAGGCUGUCGGUCAGCUAUCAGAUCAUAUGUCGCCGGAUAGUCAAGCGCUAUGCUCCGUCCUCGAAGCUUGGGGAGCCAUGUGCUCAGAUAACCCGAUGGUAUUCGGAGUACAGGGCAAUGAAAGCCUGCAGGUACCGAAAGUCUUGCGCAGCGACGGGACAUGCAGUAUCAGUUCCCGUAACAGGGCGCAUUGGGGUCGAACUCGACUUCAAGUCUGCAAAUCGCUCGCCUUACGAGCUCGUCAACGGGUUCUGAAUCUUCUUCCUCGACCGAGUCCAACAGCCUUGGCCGCUUUGAUCCUUUUCGUCAUGUUGAUAAACAUCAGUGAUAAGCGAUCACAGGGAUUAGAGCAAAGCUUCAUAACUGAAAUGAUUCUCAACGUCGUGCUGAGGCAGGUCAAGGCUCCUCAGCAAACCAUUCUUCUCCGCCCAUACGAGCCGUUAAUAGCGAGUGAUCGCGUAGCGGACCAGACAUUUGGUCGGAUCUUCUUCUCCAUGCUCGUCACAGACUCCUUAAUUGCGGCCGGCGAGCCCACCAUCCCAAGCAUUCCGGACGAGGAAUUCGACAGGGCAUGGGUGUGGGUAGAAGAGAUCAAACCGCGAUUGUCAGACUGUCUGUACCAGAAACUAUCGUACAAUAUGAGGCUGUCCCAACUGGGCCGAGAAACUGCUUAUUCGCUGGCGCUGCCUAUGAAGCGCGGCAGGAAGAUUGAUGCCGACCAUUUCUGCGCUCUAGUAAGAAGUAUUUGGAAGAGACUUUUGGCGAUCAGAGGAGAGAUGCUCAUGCAUUCGAUGAACUGCACAUUAUGCGAUCCAUCGCAAUGUCGCCCUGACAGUUCGGCGGCUUACUACGCUGCUGGCGCCUUCCUGCUAGACAACCAAAGGCUCAUAUCGGUGUAUCUCGGCUUCAUCCUACAUCGUCUCGUGGAGGUGAGGCUAGCCGAAUACAAGGCUACGGUACACCUCAUGUCCCACAUUUCAUCUGCCGGAUUGGCAGAUCUUUGCGCAUUACAAAUAGAAAGCCUCGACCUCGUCCUACAGAUCUGUCGGCUUGACCUGGACAUUUACGAGCGACUGCUUCCUAGCGGUGUACUCUAUUCUGCACCAGUGUUUGGACGGGGUAUCAUUGCCCUCGCCUCAUUCCUGGUCAAUAUUCCCACGAACGAGCAGGGGUAUCCAUCGAAUACGCCCGGAGGCUUCGGUUGGACUCAUCAUGCCAAACAUGCGGCGCUGGAGACUUGUAAGAAGGGUCUACAUCAGGUCGGUUGGUCUCUUGGCGAAGUCGACGAAGUCCUCGACAGGAUGGAAGCUGUCCUGGAACGAUUCGACUCGAUGGACACGGACGAGCUCAGUCGCAGGAUCGAGGACAAGUCUGAGGCCAUUCAGGUAGAUUCUUGUGGGACGAGUUUGUCAGACACGGUGGAAGACGAGCAGCUAUUGUGGUCUCGACCUUCGGGAAGCCUUACUACAGGCCCUGAUCCAUCAGAGGACUGGGAGCAAUUCCUAGACCUGUCACCUGCAUCUCACCAUUGAUUGUAUCCCUGCAGACGCGGUUUGCGCUGCAAUUCGACGUGGCAAGGAGACAAUGAUCAUAGUCAUUCAACGUCAUAGGCAUGCAUCUAUCUUGGCACC